AUGGCAAACCAGACAAUGGUAGAGGAGGUCACACUAGGGGAAAAUGAGGUCGCCAUACAAGUAAAUUGUACUAGUACGACAUGUUUAGGUACUGGUACGACGAGCACUAGUAUAGUACUAGGUAUUGGUGCAAUUCCUCUAGGAAUUGGUACGUUUCUAGCAAGAACUAGUACAGUACUAGCAUGUAUUGGUAUGGCGGGUGCUAGUACGAUAGGUUCAGAAGACUGGAGAGGGGGAACUGUCAGCACAGCGACGAGUAUCGUUGCCACAGAUCAGUUUCAUCGUACUUGCAGCAGGAACAGAAACACAGAAACUAGUACGGUGGCAGCAGAAACUGGUAUGGCGGCAGCAGAAACUAGUACAAUGGCAACAAAAACUGGUAUGAUGACAACAGAAACUAGUACGACGGCAGCAAAAACUGUGGCACUAGAAACUAGUACGACGGUAGCAGAAACUAGUACGGUGUUAGCAGAAACUAAAAAUGGUACGACGACAACAGAAACUAGUACGACGGCAGCAAAAACUGGUAUGGUGUCAACAAAAACUGGAACUGGUACGGCGAUAGUAGAAACUGGUACGACGAUAAUAGAAAUUGGUACGAUGACACUAGAAACUAGUACGAUGGCAGCAAAAACUGGUACGGUGUCGACAAAAACUAAAACUAGUAUGACGGCAGCAGAAACUGGUAGAAUGACAACAGAAAUUAAUAUGACAGUAGCAGAAACUUGUACGGUGUCGACAGAAACUGGUAUGGUGCCAAUAUGUACUAGUACGACAGAAACUGGUACGGUGCCAACAAGAACUGGUACAAUGGCAACAUGUACGGGUAUGACAGGAAUUGGUAUGGUGCCAACAGGAACUAGUACUGUGCCAACAGGAACUAGUAUGGUGCCAGUAGAAAUUGGUAUAGUACCAGCAGAAACUAGUACAGGUGACUUGGAGGCAGAAACCGGUACGGUACCAGCAAAAACUGGUACGAGUGACUUGGAGGCAUUAGCAACCCAAGUGGCGAUGCUCACUUCAUAG
This is a messenger RNA of Cryptomeria japonica (Japanese cedar), 1026 nucleotides long. RefSeq lists its product as uncharacterized. The record is from RefSeq and is a predicted model, not a curated record. The transcript is spliced from 3 exons. Lineage: Eukaryota; Viridiplantae; Streptophyta; Pinopsida; Cupressales; Cupressaceae. The coding region runs from base 1 to 1026 and encodes 341 amino acids.